Molecule: messenger RNA, 291 nt
Organism: Schistosoma rodhaini
Lineage: Eukaryota; Metazoa; Platyhelminthes; Trematoda; Strigeidida; Schistosomatidae
Source: the annotation of a GenBank genome assembly
AUGUUAUUAUUAUUAUUAUUAUUAUUAUCAUCAUCAUCAUCAUCAUCAUCAUCAUCAUCAUCAUCAUCAUCAUCAUCAUCAUCAUCAUCAUCAUCAUCAUCAUCAUCAUCAUCAUCAUCAUCAUCAUCAUCAUCAUCAUCAUCAUCAUCAUCAUCAUCAUCAUCAUCAUCAUCAUCAUCAUCAUCAUCAUCAUCAUCAUCAUCAUCAUCAUCAUCAUCAUCAUCAUCAUCAUCAUCAUCAUCAUCAUCAUCAUCAUCAUCAUUAUCAUCGAAAUCAUCAUCAUCGUCCUAA